This is a messenger RNA of Acyrthosiphon pisum (pea aphid), 1727 nucleotides long. RefSeq names its product kelch-like protein 2. Gene Ontology annotation, molecular function: protein binding. The coding region runs from base 388 to 1575 and encodes 395 amino acids. NCBI's taxonomy places the organism in Eukaryota, Metazoa, Arthropoda, Insecta, Hemiptera, Aphididae. The transcript is spliced from 7 exons. The record is from RefSeq and is a predicted model, not a curated record.
UGUUAUUAGAGUGAUUUGUUUGAUGAGAGUAAAACGUCUAUGAUUAUAUUCAAUUAUUUAUUUUAUUAUUUAAAAAAAAGUAGUGUUUAUAUUGUUGUAACAUAUACUCGAAUCGUGACCUAAUUUUUUUGUUUAUCCGUAUGUCAGCGCAAAGCACCUCUCGAAAGAUUUAGAUAUUGUUCAAUUGUUGUAUUUAGCGUAAGCUCGCAUAGCCUGGAUUAAUAGAGUGAUUUAUAUUAUUUGUGAAACAAAUAUUAUUAUGUAAUUAAAUUAUCGGCCAAAGGAUAAUUAUUUGUAUUUGUAUUAAUAGCUAAGUAUUUGAAAGUGUAAUUCGCUAGCUGGGUAAAACAUGAUUUGGAUUCUAGAAAGCAAAUCUUGCCCCAAUUAAUGGCACAUCUACCAUUAACAUCGAAAGAUUACAUACUAAAAAAUGUAGUUACAGAACCUCUUCUUAACAAUUGUCCUAAAUGUAAAGAUUACGUAAUUGAAGCAUUACAUAUGUAUUUACUUAAGUCAAAUGAAAUUAUCACUAUGCCACAUAGCAUCCGGACAAAACCUAAACCUGAUGGUCCUCAUAAAGUUAUUUUAGUGGUUGGUGGAAGAAGCAAUGAAGAUAACCUAAUCUUGGAUAGUACAGAAUGGUAUGACCCAAAACUCAACCGAUGGCAGUUUGGACCAAAAAUGAUUACACCACGUUACGGAGGUGGUUUAGCUGUAGUAAAAGACAAUAUUGUGUUAUAUUAUAUGGGUGCUCAUAAUUAUAAAUUGAGUCAAUUUGUCCAUGAGCUAGAUUUCUCUUCAGAACCAUCUAAUUGGAAACCAACGACUAACAUGUUAGUUAACCGAGAACAUUUAGGAGUUGGUGUCAUAAAUAAUUAUAUUUAUGCCGUUGGUGGUUUUGAUAUUUAUAGAUGGCCUUUAAAAAGUGCAGAAGUUUUUGACUGCAGAACUCAAAAAUGGCGUAUGGUAUCUAGUAUGUCUACUAGAAGAAGUGUUGUUGGGAUAGGAGUACUGAAUAAUCUUUUAUAUGCGGUAGGAGGUUUUGAUGGUGAGCAGUGUUUAAACUCUGUUGAAUGCUAUCAUCCCGGACUUGAUAAAUGGACAUCGGUUUCAGAAAUGUGUGCACGUCGUAGUAAUGCUGGUGUUGGAGUAUUAGAUGGUGUACUGUAUUCUGUGGGUGGCGAAAAUUUAUCAGAAUGUCUCAAGAGUGUUGAAGCAUACAAACCAAGUACAGGAGUUUGGUCUAGUAUUCCGGACAUGCAUUUGAGACGUUGUGGUGCAGGAGUAGCGGUAUUAAAUGGUUUAUUGUAUGUCGUCGGUGGUUGGGACGGAACUUCUUAUUUGGAUUCUGUAGAAUAUUACAACCCUAACACUAAUACCUGGACCAUGAUCACUGCGUCAAUGAAUGUUACGAGGAGUUUAGCUGGAGUUGUAGUCAUUGAAAGGCCACGACAUUCAAAAAAACGGAAUCAAUCGGGUUUUUCAUUUUUGAUUGAAUAUAUCGAUAUAUAUUCAAUUAUCUCAUUUUGUACAAUUGUAUCUUUAUUAUUUUUCUAUUUAUUUUCUAGUUUUUGACUGUUUUAAUAAUGGGGUUUUUGUACCUACAUUAGAAAUUUACAGUUGAUAGGCCACCAUAUCUAUAUGUUUAACAUUCAAUACGUUUUUUUUUAUAUACCUGCACUAGUGUCCUAAUUUGUAUGAUAAUAUAUUUAUUGUUUUUCUAUUAA